UAGCUAGCUUGAGGAGUGGGCGGGAAAGAGAAGCAAGGCUACGCCUUUGGCUCGCUUCUACUACUUCUAAUAUCACUUAUCAGACUCAGUAAAGCUCUCUCUUUUUCUUUCGGCAUUGCUAAAAUCAGUUAUUGACUUCAACUCAGUAAUGGGUAUCAAGGGUUUAACAAAGCUGUUGGCGGAUAAUGCUCCAAAAGCUAUGAAAGAGCAGAAAUUCGAGAGCUACUUCGGUCGUAAAAUUGCUAUCGAUGCCAGCAUGAGCAUCUACCAGUUCCUUAUUGUAGUUGGAAGAAGUGGAACUGAAAUGCUGACUAAUGAGGCUGGUGAAGUCACCAGUCACUUGCAAGGCAUGUUUAAUCGCACUAUUAGGCUUCUCGAGGCUGGAAUCAAGCCCCUCUAUGUCUUUGACGGGAAGCCUCCAGAUUUAAAAAAACAGGAGCUUGCUAAGCGAUACUCAAAGCGUGCUGAUGCUACUGAGGAUUUGGCUGCAGCUGUCGAGUCUGGUGUUAAGGAAGAUAUUGAGAAAUUCAGUAAACGGACAGUCAAGGUGACAAAGCAGCACAAUGAUGACUGCAAAAGACUUUUAAAACUCAUGGGAGUGCCUGUAAUUGAGGCUCCUUCUGAAGCAGAAGCACAGUGUGCUAUGCUUUGCAAAUCAGGAAAGGUCUACGCUGUGGCUUCUGAAGACAUGGAUUCCCUUACUUUUGGAGCCCCUAGAUUUCUUCGCCAUUUGAUGGAUCCCAGCUCAAGGAAAAUCCCGGUUAUGGAAUUUGAAAUUCCAAAGAUCUUGGAGGGGCUAAACCUUAGCAUGGAUCAAUUCAUUGACCUGUGCAUCCUUUCUGGUUGUGAUUAUUGUGACAGCAUUCGAGGAAUUGGAGGACAGACUGCCUUGAAACUCAUCCGACAACACGGUUCUAUAGAGAGCAUACUAGAGAACAUAAACAAAGAAAGGUACCAAAUACCAGAGGAUUGGCCAUAUCAGGAGGCUCGACAGCUUUUUAAAGAACCAGCUGUCCUUACUGAUGAAGAGCAACUUGAUGUCAAGUGGACUUCCCCAGAUGAAGAAGGUUUGAUUACUUUUCUGGUGAAUGAAAAUGGGUUCAACAGUGACAGGGUGACGAAGGCAAUAGAGAAAAUCAAAGCUGCCAAGAACAAGUCCUCACAGGGCCGAUUGGAAUCAUUUUUUAAGCCAGUUGCCAACACAUCUCAACCUGUUAAGCGGAAGGGUACCAAGUGUGUUCUUCGUCCUCCUAAACCAGCAAUCAAGCUUAAAAUGCUCUCUCUGCAAGUCUGUAGUUAUACUUCUGUGCCCAAGACCAUUGGCAGUCUUAGCAUGCUGACACUGAAUCUGUUUUCGAAGCACUCCACAACAUCACCCAGAGGUGUCUGCUUCAGCGCUUGAAGCUGAAAACCCUGGAAGCCGAGAAGACCAGUAAAGAAACUAGCGCUAAAAAAUCGAAGGGUGGUAGUGGUAAAAAGAAGUAAUCGGUUGGCAUAAUUAAAUCCAUAUUAGAUGGAUUUGACCGCAUUUGACGUUCUAAUCAGGUUACUGGUCUUCACAUCAGAGAACACCUUGUUUCUAGCGGGACGCAUGCAAUUCCAAAUUUUUCCUAGAA
Molecule: messenger RNA, 1616 nt
Organism: Populus nigra (black poplar)
Lineage: Eukaryota; Viridiplantae; Streptophyta; Magnoliopsida; Malpighiales; Salicaceae
Product: flap endonuclease 1
Exons: 19
Coding region: 149-1402 (417 amino acids)
Molecular function (GO): 5'-3' exonuclease activity; 5'-flap endonuclease activity; DNA binding
Source: RefSeq, a predicted model, not a curated record